AUGUCUGGGGGUGGUUUAUGUGAUCAAGCCCAUUGUUUAAUUCAUAAACAUGUGACAUGUGACACGGGUGGCGAGGUUGUUUCUACAGACAUAGACAAGCAUUCAAUAAGCAAUAUACUCGGUUCGAAAUGUGAUAUUAAUCCGACACUACUGAAAUACCCACCACCGAUUCACCAGACAUACGAGCGUGCACUGAAGGAGAUUCCCGGAUCAUACAAGCUGUGGUACGCCUACCUACGCGAGCGUCGCAUCCACGUCAAAGCAAAAUGUCCCGUUACCGAUCCCGCUUUUGAGGAGCUCAACAACGCAUACGAGCGGGCGUUUGUAUUUAUGCACAAGAUGCCUCGACUGUGGCUGGACUAUCUCGCUCUGCUCGUGCAGCAAGGCAAGAUCACCCGCACGCGCCAGACGUUUGACCGGUGUCUUAGGUCAUUGCCCAUCACACAACACCACAGGAUAUGGCCCCUCUAUCUGACCUUUGUAAAGCAGCACGACAUCCCCAAGACAGCCAUGCGCGUGUACAAACGGUACCUGAAACUGCAGCGAUCAGACGCCGAGUCAUACAUCGAAUACUGCCUGGAGCACGGUCUUACCAACGAAGCGGCCAAGUGGAUGACCGCGAUAGUCAACGAUGAGAAGUUUGUGUCGAAGAAAGGCAAGACAGCGCAUCAGCUGUGGACAGAGAUGUGCGAGCUGCUGAGCAAGCACGGCGCCGAAAUCAGCGCUGUCAGGGUGGACCCUAUCAUCCGCGCUGGUAUAGCACGAUAUACAGAUAUGGUGGGCAGGCUAUGGGUGUCGCUGGCCGAGUACUACACCCGCAUGGGCGAGUUUGGUAAGACCCGCGAUGUGUAUGAAGAAGGUAUCCAGACGGUCAUGACUGUGCGGGACUUCAGUAUAGUGUUUGACGCGUACUCACAGUUUGAGGAGUCGCUGAUCUCGGCACAGAUGGAAACGGUGAAUGCGUUAGACGAGGACACGAUCGCCACCGAUCUUGCCGCCAAUUUGGCAACGGUUGAGUUGGAUAUGAAUAUCGCCCGCUUUGAACGGCUCAUGGAUAGACGGCCUCUGCUUGUCAACUCUGUGCUGCUGCGACAGAAUCCUCAUAACGUAAACGAGUGGAUUAAACGUACCAAGCUCCUGUUAGACAAGCCGGCGCUGGCGGUGGCUACGUUUACCGAAGCCGUACAGACGGUAGACCCGGGACAGGCCAGCGGCAAGCUGAGCGAUCUGUGGGUGACGUUUGCGAAGUACUACGAAGAACACGACCAGAUUGCCGAGUCUCGCGCCGUAUACGACAAAGCAGUCACAGCCGGGUACAGGAAGAUGGAGGAACUAGCCACCGUGUGGUGCGAAUACGCCGAGAUGGAGCUCAGGCACAACAACCCGCGACGGGCCCUGUCCCUGGUCAAACAGGCGACCAGCCAGCACCGCGGCGAUGCGGAUGUCAAUGACCUCUAUGCGCCGCUGCGUGCACGCUUGCACACGUCGCUCACGUUGUGGUCACUGUACGUCGACUUGGAGGAGUCGCUGGGCAGCCUACAGACUGUCAAGGCGGUUUACGACCGCAUCCUGGAGCUACGCAUAGCCACACCACAGAUCAUCAUCAACUACGCUAUGUACCUGGAGGAGUAUAAGUACUUCGAGGACGCCUUCCGCGUGUACGAGAGGGGUAUCGGGCUGUUCCAAUGGCCGUUUGUGUAUGACCUGUACAUCAUGUACAUCAACAAGUUUGUCAAGCGCUAUGGGGGCGAGAAGCUGGAGCGCACCCGCGACAUCUUCGAGCAGGCACUCGAAGGGUGUCCACCCAAGUACGCGAAGGAGAUAUUCCUAGCCUAUGCUCGUCUCGAGGAAGAGCACGGGCUUGCACGACACUCCAUGGCCGUGUUCGAUCGGGCAGUGAGGUAUGUGACCGGAGAGGACCAAGUGGAGCUGUUCAAGAUGUACAUCCGCCUGGCAGCGAACAUGUUUGGGGUGACGCGCACGCGGGAGGUGUACGAGUUGGCCAUUGAGCUGCUGCCCGACAGGCACGCGUGGACGUUUGUGGUGCAGUACGCGGGUGUGGAGAUGAACAUGGGCGAGAUAGACCGGGCACGGGCGCUGUUCUCGCACGGGUCGCAGAUGGCUGAUCCACGGUCGGCCAAGGCGUUCUGGACGGCCUGGCACGACUUUGAGGUCAACCACGGCAACGAGGACACGUUCCGCGACAUGCUGCGUACCAAACGCAGUGCACAGGCGCUCUUCAGCACCAGUGUGAGCGCUGAGCUGGCCAUGCAGCUGGCUGAGAGCACCAAGAAGGGCCAGACGUUUGUGAGCGCGUCAUCUACACCGGCGGCUAAUGCGAACCCUAUGCAGGCGUUGGAGCGAGACGCAGAAGAUGCACAGGCAAAGGACGGCGCAGAAGGGGUCGUUAAGUUUGUGUCGGCCGCGAGUAAGAGCAAGGAGGUGACCAACCCGGGCGAGAUCAAUCUGGACAGCGACAGUGAUAACGGAAGCGAUGGUGAAGACGCAGGAGAGGAAGGUGGCGAGGCUAAGGCUGUUACAGGUGUGGUCGAGGAGCAGAGUGUGCCUGCGGCUGUGUUUGGAGGUCUUAAGAAAUAAACCUGCCACGGUUGAUUUUACCUACUUAGAGAAGGGAUACGCUGUUGUUGUUGAAUCUACAUAGUGUGUCUGCUGCUGCUCUAUAGCUGGCUCAGGAGAGUAUUGGUUGCUCCAGUUGCGCUGUCUGGGGCGAGCUACCGUAUAGGAUUACAUAAAAUGCUUGAGAUAUUUCCGAUCGGUCCGAAAUAAAAUAGUUAUCUUACAUCGAGGAGAAGUGCAGGGGCACGAGACUAUAAAGACUAUAUAGUGUACUUUGGCAAAUCCAAUUGAAGCGAUCUGAAAUUGAAGAUAAAAUUGGACAUACGCAUGGG
This is a messenger RNA of Sphaeroforma arctica JP610, 2909 nucleotides long. RefSeq lists its product as hypothetical. Gene Ontology annotation, cellular component: Prp19 complex; U2-type catalytic step 2 spliceosome; post-mRNA release spliceosomal complex. NCBI's taxonomy places the organism in Eukaryota, Ichthyosporea, Ichthyophonida. Gene Ontology annotation, molecular function: protein binding. Gene Ontology annotation, biological process: generation of catalytic spliceosome for first transesterification step; mRNA splicing, via spliceosome. The transcript has 2 exons. The record is from RefSeq and is a predicted model, not a curated record. The coding region runs from base 1 to 2598 and encodes 865 amino acids.